Phialemonium atrogriseum is the source of this 1740-nucleotide messenger RNA. Its product is annotated as major facilitator superfamily domain-containing protein. NCBI's taxonomy places the organism in Eukaryota, Fungi, Ascomycota, Sordariomycetes, Cephalothecales, Cephalothecaceae. The record is from RefSeq and is a predicted model, not a curated record. Gene Ontology annotation, biological process: transmembrane transport. Gene Ontology annotation, molecular function: transmembrane transporter activity. Gene Ontology annotation, cellular component: membrane. The transcript is spliced from 8 exons. The coding region runs from base 109 to 1554 and encodes 481 amino acids.
AAUACAGAUUACACAACUUGGCACCAUGGGUUUCCUGCAAACUAUGUAUACUGAGCUUGAUCUUAUCCUGCUGGAAGUCAAAGAUCCCUUCUGCUUGCAUCACCAAAAAUGGAGGCGAAAGAAGCACCCACACCAGUCCACAGCGAACAUGUCGACAGUCCAGCUCCUGUUGAUCCGGCCUUGGAGGCAUCGGUCCGCAGAAAGCUUGACUGGCGCAUCAUGCCCAUUUUGACUUUGACCUACCUCUUUGCGUUCAUUGACAGAUCCAAUGCCGGCAACGCGCGAGUCCUUGGCAUGGGUGCUGACUUGAAGCUUGACGGUUAUCGCUUCAAUACUGGCUUGAGUUGCUUCUACGUCCCCUACAUCCUCUUCGAGGUCCCCGCGAACAUCAUGUGCAAGCUCGUUGGGCCAAAGAUUUGGAUCCCUUUUUUGACAGUAUGCUUUGGCAUUAUUGCCAUGUGCAUGUCAACAAUACAGUCUUAUCAUGGAUUUCUUGCGGCCAGAGCCUGCCUCGGAAUGGCUGAAGCGGGUAUCAUGCCAGGCAUCACUUACACGCUCUCUUGCUUCUACCGAAGACAUGAACUCAUGACUCGAGUCGGCCUUUACGCGAGUGUAGCAUCUUUGAGUGGCGCAUUUGGAGGCCUACUUGCCACAGGUUUCACCAAGAUCCCCCAAUGGGGCAUAAUUCACACCUGGCGCAACAUAUUCUUCUUUGAAGGACUCAUCUCCGUCAUCAUCGGCGUCGUGGCAUUCCUGAUCCUCCCUUCCUCUCCUGCCACGGCGUCGUUCCUCACUCCGGAAGAGAAGGUCGCCGCUUCGAGACGCAUAACCGACGACAUGAAGACACAGAAUCUCGAACGCUUCGACAUGCGAUACGUCAAGCGUGCCGUCUUCAGCUGGAACACUGUCUUUCUUUCAAUUGCAUCGCUGUGCAGCCUCCUCACCAUGAACUCCAUGGCCCUAUUUAUCCCAUCCAUUCUAAACUCCAUGGGCUACAGUGGCAUCGAUAGUCAGCUCCUCUCAGUGCCCCCCUACGCUUGGGCGACCAUUGUCUGUGUUACCGUCACCAUCAUGUCAGACCGCACACGAAAGAGAGGCGCGUGGAUUCUCGGAGUCAUGCCCUUCACAGCGUUGGGAUUUAUCAUCCUGCUCGUGCCCACCCACGUCGGGGUGCACUACUUUGCCCUGUUCCUCUGCCUCACUGGUGCCUUUACCGCGUCUCCAAUGCUCGUUGCCUGGUGUGUCGACAACAGCGCAGGGCACAUGACACGGGCGAUCGCUGCUGGGACCGUUGUGGGCUUCGGAAACAUUGGUGGACUCAUCGCCGCAUGGACUUACCUGCUACCGGAUGCACCGAGGUAUAUCAAAGGGCACGCUUUGAAUCUUGGUUUCGCGGGACUCUGUUUGAUUAUCGUUGGUGCCGCCAUGUUCAAUCUGCACCGGGAGAACAAGCUGAAGCGGUCCGGGCAGCGGGAUUAUCUUGUGGAGGGGAAGGCGGAACAGGAGACACAGGAUUUGGGACACACUCACCCCGAGUUUUAUUACACUGUGUAAGGGCCUGGAAGCUGGAGCCUUCGAGGCCAAAGUAUCCUUCUAGCUACCGGAGUAGACAGUAUAAUAGAAGCAUCAUCUUUCAAGGCUUGCUAAGAGACAGUACAGUGGAAGCAUUAUCGCCUAUUCUUAAUAAUAUAAAAAGCUGCAAGCAUUAAGCUUUCCAGUAGUAAUAGGGCUACCGUAUCG